This is a messenger RNA of Triplophysa dalaica, 1140 nucleotides long. It is a transcript of the gene mvb12bb, whose product is annotated as multivesicular body subunit 12Bb. Gene Ontology annotation, cellular component: late endosome; ESCRT I complex. The transcript is spliced from 11 exons. Bases 85 to 846 code for a protein of 253 amino acids. Gene Ontology annotation, biological process: regulation of epidermal growth factor receptor signaling pathway; viral budding; virus maturation. NCBI's taxonomy places the organism in Eukaryota, Metazoa, Chordata, Actinopteri, Cypriniformes, Nemacheilidae. The record is from RefSeq and is a predicted model, not a curated record.
GUUUGACUCAUUCCGGAAGUGUAAACUAGCAGUGAGAGAUUGAGAAAGUUUGCUGCGUCUCCGUGGCUCUUUGCUUCUUUCAGAAUGCAAGAUCUUCAGGAUAUCUCCAAUGCUAUAUCAGAGUUACAGUCUGAAGCCAUCACUGAUAUUGGCGUGCUGGCAUCCAAGAAAGAGCCUCCAGCAGAUUACAAUGUUAUUGGACAAACAACAGAUGGCUUCGACGCCAACCUGUGGAAGGACAGCAUAUUCAAAUCCAAGGUCACACGCCACCUCUGCUUCACCAAAAAUAAGCAAUUAUGCCAAGUGGUCGUGGACAUGAAGUUGAUGGACCUGAAGGAAUGUCUGCCCGAGGGCUUCACUUCGAUUCAAGACACCAUGGAUAGCCAUGAACAAGCUUUAAGGAAGGAAAGAUUGUGUGUGAAGUUGGUGCCCAGACACACUACUGAAAUGGCUAUAUGUGAUGUUAUCAUACAGGGAAAAUCCAAACACGGUCUUGCUAGUUACACCUACAUAGGAGAGCUGAAUGGUUUGGGGAUUUGGUGUCAGCUGGGAAAAAUCACAAAGUUGAAGAACGCAACAAACAAGACAAUGCCCGCCUCAACAACCACUUGUAAUGUUGGCAGACAGGUUUGUGAGUCUUUGGCCUCCAGUCCUACCAAAAAGAACCUAGUCAGGCCAGAUUAUGAACACCACAUCAACAACAUCUACACCAAAUCAGUACGGUUCAGUGUCCCUUUCCAAGCACGCCCUACCUCCUGCUCCAGCAUGCCAUGGAUGAUAUACCGUUUACGAUCUCAAAUAAACAUGUCUCCAGAUCCAGAGAUGAAAUACAGCCUAUCAAUUUAAUGGGCAUUAUCAUCAAGUCACCACAAGAGAUCGAGGAGGAAUACAAUUAUUCUUUCAACACUGAACACAGUUCUGCAGCCUUCUGAUGGACUCCGUCUGACAUCAUCAAUGUGUAAUCAGCCUGUUUUAUGUCAUCUAACCAACAAUCUGAAGAUUACUGUCUAUGUAUACCUUAACAUGAAGUCAAAAUACAUUUACAUUAAGUCAUUUAACAGAUGCUUUUAUCCAAGGGACUUACAAAAUAAAAAAUAAAUAAAUGUUGCUUUCUUAAUAAAUAAUACAUGUAACAUCUGA